AUGCUACCAAUGUACAUAUUUGUUGUAGUGGUUGAUGAAGAAGCUUUGCAAGAAGAUGACGAGAAAGAUCAUGAUGUGGUGGUUAGUGGCAUUGUUCAAGUAAGAGAACAUGCCGUUGAAAAAGAAACAGAAGAUGAUCUCGAAAUUGAUGAAGGUGAACCGGUGUUAGAAGAAAGUGAGGAGGAAAACGAAGAAUAUGGUUCAAGCAUAGAUGAAAAUGAUAAUAAACUGAAUCCAAUUUCUCUCCCUCUAUCCCUAUCUCUCGGAUAUCUCAGUUUCUCCAUCUCUCAAUCAUCACCGGCUUCCUCUCAGCUCCGCCAUCUCCUGGUCCCUUCGUCUCUGGUUUUCACCAUCAAAGGACCCAUAGCUGAAGUAUGUCUCAACAAUCGGUCUCUGUUCGUGCUCAAGUUCAACGAAGACGUCCAUCGACGCCAGCUUCCAGUGUUGGUGGUUCUUCUGCUGCAUCGGCUGCCAUGCCAAAGCUUCCACCUAUGA
Molecule: messenger RNA, 495 nt
Organism: Microthlaspi erraticum
Lineage: Eukaryota; Viridiplantae; Streptophyta; Magnoliopsida; Brassicales; Brassicaceae
Source: the annotation of a GenBank genome assembly